Cyanidioschyzon merolae strain 10D is the source of this 876-nucleotide messenger RNA. RefSeq lists its product as hypothetical. The record is from RefSeq and is a predicted model, not a curated record. Lineage: Eukaryota; Rhodophyta; Bangiophyceae; Cyanidiales; Cyanidiaceae. The transcript has a single exon. The coding region runs from base 1 to 876 and encodes 291 amino acids.
AUGACCUCUGCUGUGGCACAGAUAGGGACGAAUGGUGCCGGAGCUUCCGGGGACAGUCCAGAGCUGAGGGCACCCUGCACAGACGCUGCGUCGUCGCUGGAGGUGCGGGUGAACGACCGCGUGUUGCGGGUGUCUGCGGCCGAUCCAGAGGCUCUUUACGAGGAGUUGCGGGAGCAGGUGGCUUCAGCUUGGAACUUUGCCAGAGAAACUGUGAAACUGAUCGCACAAGGACGUGUUCUUCGCACUGGGGACGCGCUCCUCGCGGCUGUUCAGAAGCAGCAACCGCUUCGCGUCAUCGGCACGGCUUCGUUUGCACUGGAGCGCGUUCAACUCGCUCGACCAGACCCGCUUGUGCGGCCGGCGGAUUUUGACGGGCCUGGACGGCGUCCGGCUCGGCCGUUCGAUGGCGAGCUGUAUCCGCGCGCACCGGUUGGGAGCUGCUCGCGUUGGGGCUUCUCCGAGCUUCGGGUGCUCGGGAACUUUGCCGAUGCUCAUCAGGCCCAUUCUUUGUUAGAACAGCUGGCUAGAGAUCCCGGUGUUAAUUACGUUAUGCAGAAAUGGCACUGGCGAGUGGGUGCACUCUGUGAAAUGGCUCCUGACGGUCGAGUCGGCGUCGAUCCGGUUUGCGUCCUUGGACUGAAUCAAGGUCGCGGUGCUGCGAUUUAUCUGCGAUUGCGAACCGAUGAUUUGGCCGGAUUUCGCCGAUAUGACGCUAUUCGGGAAGUACUGGCACACGAGCUUGCGCACAAUGAGCACGCAGAGCACGAUUCCAGGUUUUAUAAACUGAUGCGAGAGAUCUUGAGCGAGAUGAAUCGACGUGAUUGGCGUCGAUUGAAGGGCUUCAGACUCGGCUCAGGAAACGCGGGCGCUCGAUAG